Molecule: messenger RNA, 7454 nt
Organism: Closterium sp. NIES-67
Lineage: Eukaryota; Viridiplantae; Streptophyta; Zygnematophyceae; Desmidiales; Closteriaceae
Source: the annotation of a GenBank genome assembly
ACUCCUGUCAUGCCUUCAGCAAACCUGCUGUAUUUACCCUUCCGACGGCUGCGAAACCUAGGUUCACUCCGCUUUGCUUGUCCCCAGUGUGCUUCUGCUUUCGCAGACCUGUUUCGCACUGAACUCGGUGUUCCCGAAAGCAGACGACGUCGUAAGGGAGACGCGGAGAUAGCUAAACGACAGUCGCAAACAUCCGCAGAGGUCGAACACCGUUGAAGACGGAGGAAGGAACGUAAAGGCCAUCAUUUGCGUUUCCUCACUGUGAGCAAUCCUGCCAGCCUGGCAACCUAGCUGCACGCCUGUUAUUUAUUCGGCUCUCGCCUUCGCUUACUCUCUGACGCACGCGCUUAACGCAACAGGCUUAAGCGAGGACAAAGCAGCGGGGAAUGCAGUCGAACGCUUUGAGCGUGUCAGAUCCAGUGAAUCCGGAUCCUAGUCGGCGCUGAUUGGUGCACUGCGCUGAGAAGUCUGGUAACGAGAAGUUUCCGCGAAAGAGUGGGGGUACGUGACAGGCCGUAGAUGCGAAACGUCCUAGAGGCUUCCGUAAUGGCUGAUGCAGGAAGCGUCGAAAUGCAAAACGGUGAAGAACGGUGGAGAGGAGCGGCGUCGGAAGGGGAGGGGGUGGAAGCCAAGCAAGGCGAGUUGAGUGGAAGAGAGGGGGAGAAGCGAGAGGAGCAGCAGGAGGGGCGGGAAGCGCGGGAGGACAACGAAGACGGGGUGAAGGGUGACGAGAUGAAAGGAAGCGAGGUGAACGGCAACGGGGUGAACGGCAACGGGGUGAACGGAGACGGGGUGAACGGCAACGGAGUGAACGGCAACGGGGUGAACGGCAACGGAGUGAGCGGAGACAGGGUGAACGGAGACGGGGUGAGCGGAGACGGGGCGAGUCAAAAGGAGGAGGAGAAACGAAGAGAGGAGGAGGAGCGAGGUGAGCAGAAGAAACGAGAAGAGGAGAGAUUACAGGAAGCGGGGCGAGACAGGGAGAGGGCCAUAGAGAGGCUCAGGUCGCUGGCAGGCAGGCCGCCUGACAAUUGCUCCGGGGCAGCCGGGGAUCGCUCUGGGGCAGCUGAGGAUCGCUCUGGGGCAGCUGAGGAUCGCUCUGGGGCAGCUGAGGAUCGCUCUGGGGCAGCUGAGGAUCGCUCUGGGGCAGCUGGGGAUCGCCUUGCUGGUGCUCCUCCUGGCGCUGCUGCUGAUGGUGCCAGUGCUGCUGGUGCUGCUGCUGCUGGUGCUGCUGCUGCCGCUGUUGUUGCCAGCAAGAGUGAUGAUCAAUAUGAUGACGAGGACGAUGAUAGUGGCAGUGACGAUGACGAGGACAGUGCUGACGAGGAGAGCAGUCUGUCUGACGUGGACAGGAUCUGCAUGCUCGUGCACAGCGAUGUCUUUGUGCGAAGGCUCUAUCACAUCUGCUACAUGGCGGAAGCUGCCAGGAAGCUGGGCUUUGACAGGUCAGCAGCAGCGUUCGUCCCUCUGUGCCGCGGGCUGGCGAGUGACAGCGAGCCCGAGAUCCGCCAGACGCUCGCCGAGCAGAUCCCGCAGCUCGUGCGCGCGUAUGCCCCGGCGGGCAGCAGGGCGUGCGGUGCGCUGAUGGAGCUGCUGGGCGUGGCGAACCAGCUGCUCAUGGACGAAGCCGAGGAGGUGCAGGUGGCAAUGGAGGGGGGGUAUGUGGCCAUGAUGGCGUACGGGGCGGAGGAGGAUGCAGAUGUGGAGGCACUGGUGCUCGAUGCUCUUCUGCGCUUGGCAUCGCUCCCGCACUCGGAAACCGCACGCCUUUGUGCCGCCACCGUCCUUGAGCGCUGUGCACCUGUGACAAGCCGGUCCCUCUUCGAGCACCGCGUGGUGCCACACCUCCUCGCCCUCGCUGCUGACCCGCACUUCCAAGUCAGAAAGGCAGUGGCACAGGGCCUGCCGCACUGCUGCCGAGCCAUGGGGGGCAAUGCUGCAUGCCUGGACGGCUCCCUGCUCCCCCUCUUCGCCUCGCUCUGUUCAGACACCUCCUGGGCGGUGCGAGUGGCAUGUGCCGAGGGCAUAGUGGCAGUGGCAGAGGCUGUUGCUCAGAUCCCCAAGGGCGCCGCUGUUAGCAGUGAUGGCGGUGGUAGCGGCAGCGGUGGCAGCAGCGUCGCUAGUAGUAACGGCAGCAGUGGCAGCGAGGGAAGCAUGGGCAGCCAAGGAAGCAGCAGUAGUAGCAGCAGUGGUGGCAGCAGCGGCAGCAGCAGGAGCAGUGGGAGCAGUGGCAGCAGUGGGAGUAGGGGGAGCAGUGGGAGCGAGCGUGUGAGCAGCAACGGCGAGGAGGGGCUGGAGUCAGGGGAGGAGAGGGACGCCAUUGGAGCAGCAGCUGCUGCUGAAGGAGACACGGCAACAGGAGCUGGAGGAGGUGGGGAGAGAGGUGCUUCUGCAGUUGCUACAGCUGGGGUUGAGACAACAGCAGCAGCAGCAGCAGCAGUUGUUGGUGCUGGAGCAAGGGGGCGAGAGGCCGAGAUCGUACCUCUUGCUGAUGGAAGCGGUUCAGGGAGUGCACGGCUUGAAAGGGAGAUUCAGGCACAAGUGAUGCGAGGUGGUGGAAGGAGGGCGGAGCGUGUUGGGGAGAUUGAGGAGCUUGGGGAUGCUAGUGAGGAAGUGACUGGUGUGAGUGAAUCAGGUGUGACUGAGUGUCAUGUGAGUGAGGCGGAAUCACAUGCAGCAGUUGCAGGCUGCAGGGUAGGGGUCACAACAGCAGACGUGGAGGGAAGGGGAAUGGAGGAGGGCCGAGGUGAGGAGAAGGGGGGAGGGGAGGAGGAGGGGGAUGGUGGGCGAGAGGAGGAGGGGAAGGCCGUUGGCGAGUCUUCUUGGGUGAGGCAGCGCACUCAGCUGAUCGGGGAGCUCAUGGGGCGACUGGCGAGAGAUCCGUCAGCGUGGGUGCGGGAGGCCGCUCUUCAGAUGCUGGGGCCUCUGCUCUCCGUGCUAAGGGGCGCUGACAUGCGGGACCUGGUGCACAUGUUCACGAGCAUGGCACAGCCGGGGCCGGUGGAUGCUGACGAUGACGACGACCGCCUACCGCUCUACUGCGCCUUCAACUUCCCAGCCGUGGUGUUGAGUCUGGGCGCCUCCCGAUGGGCCGAGCUGCACACAGCAUACAGCCAGCUGCUCGCCUCCCCACAUCUGGCGGUGCGGCGCACGCUGGCGUGUCACCUGCAUGAGCUGGCGGGGCUGCUGGGGCCGCGCAUCGCGGUGCAGAGCCUGCUGCCGGCGCUGGAGUCACUGGUCACAGAUGAGGACGAGGUGCGCCUGGCCCUGGUGCCCACCUUCACUGCGUUCAUGGCGAGUCUGCCCGCCUCCCACCGCCCCCAGUGCGCGCACCUGCUGCCGCGCCUGCUGUGGCGCCAGGGGGUGGCGCCCGAGGAGAUGGAGGCGCAGGAGAGAGCAGCUCGGGCGGCAGCAGAGGCAGCAGAGGCAGCAGAGGCGGCAGAGGCGGCAGAGGCAGCAGAGGCAGCAGUAAUGGCAGCAAUGGAAGCAGCAGCAGCAGCAGCGAAGGCAGAGGCAGAGGCAGAAGCAGCAGCAGCAGCAGAGGAAGCAGAGGAAGCAGAGGGAGCAGAGGGAGCAGAGGGAGCAGAGGGAGCAGAGGGAGCAGAGGGAGCAGAGGGAGCAGAGGGAGCAGAGGGAGCAGAGGGGGCAGAGGGGGUAGUUGGAGUAGAGGGAGGAGAGGUGGGAGCGGGCUGCGCUCCAGCUGCAGUGGCAGCUGCCAGUGAAGGCGUGGAGAGUGGAGGCAGGCGACCAGAGGGGCUGGUAGUCACUCCCUUGAACCCACCUCCUGAUACGGACAGCCGACGUGCAGAGGGCACUGUUGCUCAAGGCCCCACUAAAGUGGGAUUCGUUAUCAGUAGCGGUCUAAGCCAGGAGGCAAGUGUAGACGAUGAUGAGUAUGUGGACAGCCCCCGGUACCCCCCUGCUAGUGCCCUCCUGGGUGCUCCUGGGGGUGCUGCUGGUGCAGAUGCUGUUGGUACUGUGGAUUCUGCUGGUGCUGCGGGUGCUGCUGGUGCUGUAGGUGCGGAUGCUGCUGGUGUGAGCGAUGGCAAUGAGAGAGGGGAGAGGGCGGCUGGGACAGAUGGAGAGGGGAGAAUCCAGGAUGGAGGAGAGGAGGGAAAUGAGGGACUGCGAGGGGAGACAGGGGAUCUGCACGGAGAGAACCCAGGAGCGGAGCAGCGAGGGGAUGAGGGGGAGAAGAAAUCAAGUGCCAAGGUGCGGGGAGAAGAGGCAGGAUCAGGAGGGGUUAGUGGCUCGGUUGUGGGGAGGAGGGAGGCAGGGGGGAGGGAGGAGAGUACUGGGCUUUGGGCGAAGCUGAUGAGUGGAUUGGCUGGUCUCGGGGCAGGUGGUUUGCUGGGGGAGAUGGCAUCUGGGGCAGGCGUGGAGGGUGUGGGAAGGGAUGUGGAGAGUAAGUGUGAGGGGUCGAGUGUGGGGGUGAGUGAGGGAACCAGGGAAGAUAGUGUGAGUGAAGGGAGUGUGCAUGGGAAAGAGGAGGGAGAGGCGGAGGGAGCAGAAGGAGCAGAGGGGAGACUGCAGGGGAAAUGGGCAGAGGUGAGAGGGGACCUUGGUGGUGAAGGUGAGGGUGCACCUGAGGGUGAUUCUGGUCGGGGUGAUUCUAAUGAGAGUGAUGCUGGCACACGAGGUGUGGCAGCAAAUGGAUCGCAUAUGGGCGAUUCUGCUGGUGGUGGCGGUGCGGCUGCUCCUGCUGGCAGCCACAGGGGAGCUGCAGGAGGAGCGUGCGGGAAAGAGGGGGAAGAAAAGGGACGGGAGGGAGGAGGCAGUGAGGGAGAGGGAGGAUGGAGGGAUGGGGAGGAUAGAGGGAAUAGUGAGAAGGGGGAAGGAGUGAGGAGAAUUGGGGAGCAAGGAGGCAGCAAAGAGGGGGAAGAGGGAGGAGAGAGAGAGGGGGAGGAAGGAGGCAGCAGAGAGGGGGAAGGAGGAGGGGGGAGAGAGUAUGGUGUGGGUGUGGAGGCGGUGUGGGACCGUGGAGGAGAGGGGACAGGUGAAGAGCCAGGGGAUAUGAGCAGAGUGGCAGCAGGAGAAGGGAACAGUGAGGCGGGCAGCGAGGGGGAUCCAGGGCAGGACGGAAGGGGGAGCAGUACGGAGAAGGUCGGGCAUGCACUCAGCACAGCACAGGAGGGAGGGGAGCACGAGCGUCACAGUGAACGUGUUGGACAGGGAGAGCACCAACCCAGAGCCAACCAGCAAGAUGGGCAGCUACAUGCCAGCAACGCGGAUGAGGGAGAGGGGCACCCAACUGGAACGACGCGGCAAGGGGCGGAGAACUACUCUGCCAGCAGCGGUCAAGAGGGGGCGGAGCAUGGGUAUCCUCCGUUAGGCCCCCGCGAGGGGGGGAGUGAGCGUGGUCCCUCCAGCAGCGGGCAGCAGUGUGGGGAGUAUCGGUGCCUAUCAGAGAGCUCUCAGAACGACCCCCCUGCGAGCAGUGCGCAGGAGGGCGGGGAGUAUCGGCUGCAGGUGCAGGUGGGCACGCCGGCGCCCAACACUGUGCGUGUCCAUGUGGCGGCUGCUGACUCGCCGAGGCCUCUGGUGCUGGGCGGCAGCAACCCGAGUGCGCAGCUGAGGACCCUGCCCAGCCGCAACCGCCUGCGGCCGCAGCUGAGGCUGCCAGGGCGGGAGAGCAGCUGGCACCUGCGACUUGCUGCACUCAGCCAAGCCUCAGACGUGGCUCAGCUGCUGCCGCCCAACAGCACCUCCCUGCCCCUCCUCGUUGACCUCGUGCUCACGCUCUGCAGGGAUCGAAUUGCCACCGUGCGGGAGGAAGCAGCCAAGCAGGCUGCCAAGCUGCUGACCCUCACUACCUUGUCUGCUGCCACGUCAGCAUCACUGCAAACAGCCACAGUGUCAUCCGUACCUGCCACUUCGCCUUGCCACUCAUCAUUAACCUGCAAACCAGCAUUUGCUGCCACGUCAGCAAGACAAGGGUCAGCAGAGCAUGCAGACUGUGUUGACUCACGUGCAUCCGCCGCGUAUGAGCCUGCUGACCCCUCAUCUGCCGAACCUCAUUCUGCUGACUCCACAUCUGCCGAACCUCGUGCGACUGACUUGUAUGCUGCCGAGCCUCAUGGUGGUUCGGGCUGCAGUGCAGUGUAUGGGGAUGGUGAAGCAAGGGGAGGCGAUGGGGAGAGUGAUGGUGGGGAGAGGCAGAGGAGUGGGGAGAGGCGGAGGGAUGGGGAGAGCAGUGGCAACAGUCAGCAGGGAGCUCAGGAGGAGGGGGUGCACGAGAGCACAAUGGCCAAUGUCAGCGGCCACAGUGACCAUUGCAAUCACCAUCGUGGUUCUGAUGGUUCUGCUGACUCGCACAGCCAUCGUGCUGUGAACGGGCAUCAUGACAUGAACAGCCCUCAGCGCCACGAUUGCCUCCCCCCUGAUCGCUAUCCUGUGGACAGUGGUCAGCGGCAGCACAUGCGCCAUUUGCCUGCAGAUUCUGCUAAUACCACACACCCCCGCUCUAACUCUUCCUCUUCCUCUCACACUCUCCCUCACACUCACUCUCACUCGCAUGCCCAUCCUUGUCCUGCCGCUCCCUCUGCUUCCCAUCCAUCUGCUUUGCACACUGACUCUGACGCCUUGGCGUCUGAGGCGCUCCUAUCGGCCUUGGCUCGCCUCGCCACCAGCCGCAACUUCCGAGACCGACAAACGUUCGGCAUAGCGUGUACGGAGCUGCUGGACUGCGUCGGCCCGACCCUGGCAGUGCCUUUCCCUCCCUCACCAUUGCAGUCCUUCCCUCCUCCCACCAAGCACACACACCCCUCCCCACACACACUCUCCUUGCCUACUCCACACUCUCUAGCUCUCCAAAACCAGGCCAACGCACACCUCCACGCAUCCUCUUUCCUCCUCUCAGCAAUUCUCCCGCUUCUCCUCCCCCUGGUCUAUGACAACGUGCCAAAUGUCAGAAUACGAGUGGCUGAGGCUCUCUCUGCCGCCUGGCCUGCACUGGAUGCCCUCAGUGUCACAGACCUGUCAAGAACAGCUGACAUGUCAAGAACAGCUGACACCGGUAUGCCAGCUACAUCAGCAACAGCACCACCACCACCACCGCUAGCAGUGCCACACAUAGCACCAGCGGCAACCGCGCUAGGAACAAACCUAGCAGAGCAGCUUAUGUCGGGGGCGCAACCGCAGCCAAUACCAGAGCAGGAGCAGGUACCAGCACCGCAGGCACGGCUGGAUGAGCUGCGAGUGUCAGUGGCGUCUGCUCUGUCGCUGCUGGAGGGUGAUGAGGAUGCUGACGUGGCAUGGACUGUUGUGGCUAGAGUGGCUUCCCCACACGAGUAUGGGAUGGGCUAAUCGCUUCUCCCAGCUUUGUCCAGCAGCCUAACACCAAACAUCAACACAAGGCUUGGCUUGCCUUCCUGUCUCAGGGAAUUGAACAAAUCUUAGUUGCUGGAUGGUAGAUCGAUUCAAUAGUUCACUCUUACCGGUAUUGCUAAGUCAAG